Messenger RNA from Scomber scombrus (Atlantic mackerel), 3818 nucleotides. RefSeq names its product nuclear receptor binding protein 1 (gene nrbp1). The coding region runs from base 531 to 2132 and encodes 533 amino acids. Gene Ontology annotation, cellular component: cytoplasm; endomembrane system. NCBI's taxonomy places the organism in Eukaryota, Metazoa, Chordata, Actinopteri, Scombriformes, Scombridae. Gene Ontology annotation, molecular function: protein kinase activity; ATP binding. Gene Ontology annotation, biological process: protein phosphorylation; endoplasmic reticulum to Golgi vesicle-mediated transport; intracellular signal transduction. The transcript has 18 exons. The record is from RefSeq and is a predicted model, not a curated record.
UGUCGCCAUCAUAUCUGGCUAAAUGUUAACCUAGCUUAAGUCGAAAAUAUAAAGUUACGUCUCUCUUUGACCCCCUUUUUUUGUUUCUUCUGUCGAGUUUCGAUGAAAUGCUGUAAUGUUGUGUCUCAGUAAAGACGUGUAGGACUGCUGUUGUGUUGUAGUUAGCAGGGCUGGGGUCUUGAGAAGCAGCAGCUAAGGGGCGGUGGGCUGCUAACCAGCUAGCUGGCCCAGCAAGCAACUAAAACACCUCAUAGAUACAUUAAAUGUUAAUCUUGAAUAAAACCACGGUCAUUUAGUGGACGUUGUCACCGGUUGUUUCCGCCACUGUCUCCGGUAGUGAAGUCGUUAGCUCUGCCGUUGCUAAGGAGCUAGCAGCGUCACAAAGCUAGCUGCCAACUCCGCUGAGGAACCGAGAAGAUUUAAAGCUAAAAAGGCUAAACAACAAGCUGGGGUCGGUCUGCUAAACUGGAGCUGGCAUCGUCACAUUACCCGUCUUCAACACCCGGCUGCAGGGCCUGACAACGACGAAGAUGUCUGAGGGAGAGAACAAGCAGGCCCAGGACACUGCCCAAGAGGGGAAAGCAGACAUGGCUACUGCAGCCACAGGUCAGACGGUGUCAUCAGUGUCUCCUCCUGUCUCCAUGGUGACCCAGCCUCCCGCCACAGCAGCCACAGAAGAUGAGGAAGAGGAGAGCGAGGAUGAGUCAGAGAUUCUGGAGGAGAGUCCGUGUGGACGCUGGCAGAAACGUAGAGAAGAGGUGAAUCAGCGCAACGUCCCCGGGAUUGAUAAUGCUUACUUGGCCAUGGACACAGAGGAAGGAGUUGAGGUGGUGUGGAAUGAGGUCAUGUUCUCAGAAAGGAAAAAUUUCAAACUGCAGGAGGAAAAAGUCAAAGCGGUCUUUGACAACUUGAUCCAGCUGGAGCAUUUAAACAUUGUGAAGUUCCACAAGUACUGGGCGGAAGUGAAAGAGAACAGAGCGAGGGUCAUUUUCAUCACUGAGUACAUGUCUUCAGGAAGUCUCAAACAGUUUUUGAAAAAGACAAAGAAAAACCACAAGACCAUGAAUGAAAAGGCCUGGAAGCGCUGGUGCAUACAGAUACUAUCAGCUCUCAGCUAUUUGCACUCCUGCGACCCUCCAAUCAUUCAUGGCAACUUGACAUGUGAUACCAUCUUCAUCCAGCACAACGGCCUCAUCAAGAUUGGCUCAGUUGCUCCAGAUACCAUUAACAACCAUGUAAAAACCUGCCGGGAAGAGCAGAAGAGCCUUCACUUCUUUGCUCCAGAAUAUGGAGCUGUUGCCAAUGUCACCACAGCCGUGGAUAUUUAUUCCUUUGGAAUGUGCGCCUUGGAGAUGGCUGUGUUAGAAAUCCAGAGUAAUGGAGAUUCGUCUUACGUGUCCCAAGAAGCCAUAAACAGUGCCAUUCAGUCUCUAGAGGACACAUUGCAACGGGAAUUUAUUCAGAAGUGUCUGGAGGUGGACCCCAGUAAGCGACCCAUAGCCAAGGAGCUGUUGUUUCACCAGGCCUUGUUUGAGGUGCCUUUACUCAAGCUGCUGGCUGCACACUGCAUUGUUGGCCACCAGCAUAUGAUCCCAGAAAAUGCUUUAGAAGAGAUGACUAAGAACAUGGACCCAAACUUGGUGAUUGUUGAAUGCAGGGAGGGAGUUCAGAUGAAACUCUCCCAGUUUCCUGCCCUUGAGCUGGACAAGUUCCUAGAAGAUGUCAGGAACGGGAUCUAUCCUCUGACUGCGUUUGGGAUGCCGUGUCCACAGCAACCUCAGCAGGAGACAGUCAAGUCGCCCAUAGUGCCCCCCUCAGUCAAAAGCCCGACCCCCGAACCGGCAGAGCUUGAGACCAGGAAGGUCCUUCAAAUGCAGUGUAAUAUCGAGCCUGUUGAUGAGGGCACCAAGCAUCAUCUGACCUUGCUGUUGAAACUUGAGGAUAAAUUGAACAGGCACUUGAGCUGUGAUUUGUUACCAAAUGAGAACGUGAACGAGCUGUCUGUGGAGCUUGUUCAGCUCGGAUUCAUCAGUGAGGGCGAUCAGCCACGGCUUGCAUCUGUUCUUGAAGAGGCCUUCUCAAAGUUCUACAGCCGGAAUGGUUCUCUCAAUCCGGUGACGGUUUCCUCGUAGCGGAGGACUCAUCAGGACUUCUGCCAGUCUUCCUCGUUCUCUUCGACAGGACUAGCUUUUUGCUCCAUCUCCCGAGUUGCUGGAAAGCUUUGCAAGGAAAGGGGGAGGAAUCCUUGGUCUGAUUGCAGAUCCUGCAGCCUGUCCUUGUAUCCUCUGGUGGGAAAAGCUGCCACUAAGUGGUUGUCGCUUUCUAUCUUUUUUUUUUUUUUUGUCCUCCCACCCAAUACAGCCAUCUGCUUCUCUUUUAAAAGAGGAAAUCCUAGUUGCAACUUAAAGGAAAAUACAAAUGUGUCACUUUUUGCUUAUUUCUUUCCGUUCUAAAGUAGUGAAGAAAUGGUAGAGGUAAGCAAAACAAAACUGGAUAACAGCAGUAUUUUCCUUGAGUCAGUAUUAAAACUGUAUUUUAAACAUUUUUACUUCAAACUGUUUAAUAGUUGUAUGAAAAAAAAAAUCUUUGUCCUGGCAUACUGAGGUGUAUGUGUUACGGUGUUGUAAGGUCUAGUCUGGUUGUCUGGUCCUUUUAACUUUCUCUUGAGCAGUGAGUGAGGCAUUGUCCUACCUUGUAUCAGUUUUCGAAGACUCUUGAAUGCAUCAAGCUAGUUUGUGCAACAGAUGCAACAUCACUUCUACUUCAAAAUUCUGUAAAAAUACAAUGUAGUCAUGAAACAUGCGGCUGCAACACAAGUUAAAGAGUAACAGCUACAGAUAAAAUAUUCAAAAUCCAACUAUUUAUUUGUGUAUCUUUUUUUGAAUGUGUUCUUCACUUCCAGCACUAAGGCCGGUGGUUGUUUAAAUGUAUGCUUUUAAUGGCUACUCUUUCUUUAAAUCAAGCUGUUAUUUUCUAUGAAAAGGGUGUCGUCACUUGACUGUGGUCCAACUUCUACUGUAGGUUCUGUUUUUUUUUUAAAGUAGCCCAUUGCAGCACUUAUUGAUUAGGGCUAGUUCAAAUAAAGGUUGUGUUUAGAUGACAUUUUACACAGGAGAGAUUGGUCCGGUGCCAUUUGAAGAUGCUUUGGUCUUUAAGCACAUGAUCUAUGGUGUUUUGUCAACAGGUGUGGUGAAUGCAUGUAUGCUUCUGUAUAUCUAAAUGGAAACUGGUGCACACAAUAAGCUUGCAUCAGGAGUCAAGAUCUCUCAUUAUAUCCAUGGUGCAGAUAGAUUCAAGUAAUUUAUCAUGCAGUGACUUUCCAAAAAGUUUUGGUCAAUCUUGGGACUGAAAUUUGAACAUAUUGUAGCAGUGAAUUAUUGGUUUUCUUCAUAGCUGAAGUAUUCUGUGUGAUAGCAGAGCUUAAACAUGCUCCCACACUUACAUAUUCAGCUAUUUGUUCAGACCACUCUUAUCUGUUAAUUGUUUAUGGAUCUCUUGGCUAGUUUGCACUAUUGUACACUUUUUAUAUAAUUUGACUCCUGCUGGAAAUGUCCUGUGGCUUCCGGCAUCCUCACACCAACAGGAGGAACUUGGUUGAUUUGGAAAUGGCGUUAUUAAAAAAUUCAGCUAUCCAAGUCUUGUCUACUCAAUGCUGUGACUACCUUAUGACAGGGUCUGUAGAUACUGCAAAAUACAAGUGUGGGACUGCCUGGCAUGCUUGUUACCAUCUUGUACACUGUAUGCUGGACACUGCUCUGUUACUGCAAUGCAUUUACCCCCUUUUUCACUUCCUGAAAUAAAGAUUUACACUAUCAGCA